UGGGAUUCAUAUUUCCCUUUUCCAUUUCCCCUUUGCAGAGAGUCCCUGGGGGCUGCCUGUGGUGGCCGAUAGCCCGGCUUCCUUAGCGAAGGUGGUGAUGGCAGAACUAGCCGACCUGAAGUUAGAAAACAAGCCAUGGCCUGGAGGGACACACUCUCUCCACUACCACUACUUGGCCCUGUCAGAGCCAGGCCCGGGCCUUCCCCAGUUCCUGGCUAUAGGCUACGUGGACAACCAGCCCUUCAUCCAUUACGACAGUCGUGUGGACAGGGCCAAGCCCCAGGCCCCGUGGAUGGCAACCGUGGGCGCCCAGUACUGGGAGACAGAGACCCAGAAGCAGAGAGCCUGGGCAAAGGUGCAGCAGGUGGAGACGUGGACCGUGAUGGGCUACCACAACCAGAGCAGUGGCAUGCACAGCACUCAGCGGAUGUUCGGCUGUGAGAUCAGGGAGGACGGCUCUACCAGCAGCUUCUGGCAGUUUGGCUUUGACGGGCAGGACCACCUGUCCCUGGACCUGGAGACUCUGAGCUGGGUGUCAGCCAAACCUGCAGCCAUGCGGACCAAGAGCUGGUGGGAGAUGGAGCGCUGCUAUGCUGAGUAUGACAAGGCCUACCUGGAAGGCCUCUGCCUCAUUUCCCUGUGCAGGUACCUGGAGCUGGGAGGCCAGAGCCUCACCCGGAAAGAGCCGCCCACAGUGCAGGUGACAAGACACACAGCCCAGGACGGGGGCAUCACACUGAAAUGCUGGGCGCAGGGCUUCUACCCACGGGACAUCUCACUGAGCUGGUGGCUGGGUGAGGAGGAGCUGGUUCUAGAGACUGAGUAUGUGGAGACACGCCCCAGUGGAGAUGGCACCUACCAGACGUGGGCGGCGGUGCGGGUGCCAGCCGGGAUGGAGGACCGGUACACUUGCCAUGUGCAGCACUCUGGCCUGAACCAUAUUCUCACUGUGGCGUGGGAAGCCCCCUCUCAUCCAUGGAUAACCAGUGCUCUGCUUAUCUCCACCAUCUUCACCAUCACUUUCCUGCCAGUGGCUGGAGUGUUGAUCUUCAUCCAGCAGUACUCUCAAGCCAGGAAUCAGGAAUCUUGCCAAAAAGCCCCAGGUGGAGAGGACCCUGCAGUGAGAGUGGAGGCUGCUCAGCUGCUCUGCUGACACAAGUGCACAGUCACAGGUCAACGAGGUGUUUUGUGGGGUGUUUGGGGGCCUCCAGGGUGCUAGCUGGCUGGCCGUGGUGACCCGGCUGGGAAGGGCCCUCCCUACCCCCAAAAGGAGCCCUCCACGGCACCGUCAGCCUCGUUACAAGCAGUCUGUGCCACUAAGCUAGCUUUCACCAUCUUCCUGAAGUCCUUUUGAAACUCGAAUUGUCUUCUGUUUGGGGGGUGGGGGGGUGGGCGGUAAUAAUUCCUCGGCUCACGCUUAACAAUUUGCAGAAUACUUUCAUGUUCAGUGUAAACCCUGCUUAAGUCCCUCAGGUACUCUGUAAGUUUGGCGAUGUUAUUCUCACCUCCAGUUCCCCAACAUGAAAAUGGAGUCUCUGGGCAGUUAGGGAAGAACCAGAACAACAGUCAAGGAGUUAUGGGGGCAGCAUCCUGACCCCAUCUGCUGGCAUCUGGAAGAAGUGUCCAAAUGCCUGCCUCUUUGUAUAAGUGUGUUCUUGUGUGUAUGUAUAUUUUCUUUUGUAAAGGUGAUUAAAGUGUUGGGGGUGGUGAGGGUGUGUGGUUCUGGGAGCAUGAGGGGGAGGGGGUCCAUGAUGUAUGUGCAGGUGUGUAGGGGGUGAGGGUGUAUGAGGAGGUGUGUGGUGUGAGGGGGUGAGGGUCUGUGUGUGGGUGGUAUCUUUCUGUGGAUGAGGACAAGUUCAGAGGGACGGCUGCCCAGGGGCCUGUUAGCUGAGGGGAGCUGAAGGAUGGGAAAUGAUAUGGUCAGAAUUUUCCAUCCUGUCCUUUUGGAUGGUUUGAAGUUUUACAGUAAGGGAAAGAGGAGUUUCACCUUGUCCUGUGGAAAUGCUUGUUAAGAUUCUUGUUAAGGGUGUGUCUGGGGAAGGUCCAGCCUCACCUCCGAAUUUUCAGUGGAACAGAAACCCCACAUCUCCCUUGUGAACAAGAAUCUCCUGGGGAGCACACAUUUUUAUUUAUUCAGAAAGCAGUUCCAGUCUCAUGGCCAUCUGAUGUGCAAGGGGAGGGGACUCCAGAGCCACAGCAACGGGACCACUCCACCGUCAUAAAGGACACAAGGCUGGGCCCCUCGUAGGGCAGGGCCCCCGGAGGACCCCAAGGUAUGACAGAGCCUCUUCUGGGACUUCUGAAACCUUCCUGUCUGCAGCCCUGGGAGGCCCCAAGCCCAAGGAUGUGAAAGAUUUGUGAUACUAAGAAAAGAUUCAUCUGCCCUGGUGGCCUGAAGGGCCUCAGCAGGGAGCUCCGAACUAUCUGAUUGUACUGAAAAUGAAAAUGUGUCUUAGAUGUCUGUCUGCCUCUCCUCGUAAUGCCAUCGUGAUCCAUGUGUACAAAACAGGGUUCUGAGCACUUUACAGGUACUAAGCUGUUCAAUCCUCAUGGCACACCUGGGCGGGAGAAUUAAUAAUCCUGUGCUACAGGAAAGGAAAUGGAAGCCCAAGGUCCUACGGCUGGUUCAUGCCGGAGCCAGGAGGGAGGCCAGGAAGUCUGGCUCCAGUCUGGGCACCUCACCAUUGAACCGCCAUUGUGCCAUUCUGGAAAUGGGCAUGUAAGUCCAGGUCUGCAAUCCCUUAUCUGCGGUUCUAAAAUGCAAAACCCCAAACCAGAAUUUUCUUCCUGAUUUUGGCAUCAAAACCCAACCUGAAGUGAAAUGAGGCUACCUGUGGGCCAUUGGGCCUUUUCACAAUUUUCCACAGAAGUACUGAUGUCUUUGGUUACAUUGUGUCACCCCAGACAACCUCUGGAGAUGUUAUGUAAUGUUCAGCAUCUGCACCUUGGCACUUUCUAAAACCCAAAGAAUUCUAAAUUCUUAAAUAUAUCUGGCCCGAAGGGUUUCACGUAAGGGCUUGUGGACCUGUAUUAAUAAGGGUUUGUGACAAUAAAGGUUUUAUUUUUACA
Molecule: messenger RNA, 3069 nt
Organism: Leptonychotes weddellii (Weddell seal)
Lineage: Eukaryota; Metazoa; Chordata; Mammalia; Carnivora; Phocidae
Source: RefSeq, a predicted model, not a curated record